Molecule: messenger RNA, 1323 nt
Organism: Calliphora vicina (urban bluebottle blowfly)
Lineage: Eukaryota; Metazoa; Arthropoda; Insecta; Diptera; Calliphoridae
Gene: pinta
Product: prolonged depolarization afterpotential (PDA) is not apparent
Exons: 2
Coding region: 188-1024 (278 amino acids)
Cellular component (GO): membrane
Molecular function (GO): phosphatidylinositol bisphosphate binding
Source: RefSeq, a predicted model, not a curated record
UGCAUAAAUAAAUAAAUGAACGAAAUUAAAGUGAAAAUUAAUUAAUAAAUCUCGUUGUUCAUAAUUUAAUUAGUAAAUUAAUUAAACAUAUCAAAAAUUUAAUUAUUCUCUAAAGAUAAAAGUGUAUAUUAUUUGUUUAGUUUGAAAAUUGAAAACCGCAGAAGAGAACUGAAAUUAAAAGCUCGAAAUGUUAUUGCAAAACUCAAAUAAAAUUUCGCCAUGCGAUUGUACGAACACCAAUGAUCCCGAUAAAGUUCAUCAGAAAGUUCAAAUGCUUUAUCAAUGGUUGACUGAUAAUCCCAAUAUAAAUGCCUGUACGGAUUUUGAAAAUUUAUCGUUUUUCUUGCGGAGCUGCAAGUAUGAUGUCGAUCGUACUAAAAAGAAGUUAAAAUGUUUCUAUCAAAUGCGUGCCGAACGUACCGAAUGGUUUUCAAAUCGUGAUCCAUUUUUGAAUGAAGUACAGGAACUACUCGAGCUGGGGGUAUUUCUACCCAUAGAUGGCGUCGAUGUUGGACAAAGAAAAGUUGUAAUCGUGCGAACUGCCGUUCACGAUCCCAAACUACAUCUGCAAAACAAUGUGUUCAAAGUAAGUAAAAUGAUAUUGGACAUAUUGUUAAAAAUGGAACCGGAGAAUUGUGCCCGUGGCAUUGUUGCCAUAUUCGAUAUGACGGGUGUCCAAUUGGGUCAUGCCUUGCAGUUAAAUCCAAAAAUGAUAAAGCGUUCCGUAGAAAGUUGGCAAGCGUAUCCAUGUCAACCCAAACUUUUGGAAUUCGUUAAUACACCAAUGCAUGUUAAUUUGGUCUUGAAUACAUUCCGCCUCUUUAUGACUCCCAAGAUGAGAUCUCGUGUGGUAGUGCAGAAAAAGGGCUGCAGUGUUAAAUGUGAUCAUUUACCAACAGAUUUGGGUGGUACUGGACCAUCAUAUGCCGAGUUGUCAUUGAAGUGGAAACGAUUGGUGGAAGAAAAUGCUCAAUUUUUUGUCGAAGAUGAUAAGUUCAAGAGUAAUUUAAGUGUUAAGAAAUAAUAUUAGAUUAGAAAAAUAAUUAAUGUUCAUUCAUGUGUGAUGAGUGAAUUUAAAGCAAGCAAGCCAGGCGAGUGUAAUUGAUUUAUAAUUAAUUCGAAUUAGAAAUAUAAUAGUGUAGUAAGUAUUUGUAUGUAUGUAUAAAGACAAAUGAAUUGUUAUCAUUUUUUAUGUACAUUUGUAUGUAUAAAUAUGUAAAACUAAAUAAAGUAACUACUUAUAUACAAAAACAAAUUCAUAGUUCAAAUUAUUAGGGCCUAAUAAAAUGAUAAUGUUUGACUUGAUAAUAAUAAAAAACGAAA